AUGGGCAUCUUGGAGCCAGGCUGCCGAGACAUGCUGACGGGCACCGACCCGAUGCCGGCGAGCGACGAGGGCCGGGCGCCAGGCGCCGACUCGCAGAACCGCUACUUCUACCCGGAGCCGGGCGCGCAGGACGCGGCCGACCGUCGCGUGGGCGCCAGCCUGGGGGCGCCCUACGCCGGGGGCGCCCUGGUGCCUGCCCCGCCGGGCCGCUUCCUCGGAGCCUACGCCUACCCGCCCCGACCCCAGGCCAGCGGCUUCCCCGGGGCGGGCGAGCCCUUCCCGCCGACGCCGGGCGCCGAGGGCUACCAGCCGGGGGACGCCUACACCGCCCCGGACCCGCGCGCCACACUCUACCCGGGGCCGCGCGAGGACUGUGCGUUGCCGGCUGGGCUGGAGGUAUCCGGGAAAAUGAGAGUCGCGCUCAACAACCACCUGUUGUGGUCCAAGUUUAAUCAGCACCAGACGGAGAUGAUCAUCACCAAGCAGGGACGGCGGAUGUUCCCAUUUCUGUCAUUUACUGUGGCUGGGCUGGAGCCCACCAGCCAUUACCGGAUAUUUGUGGACGUGGUCUUGGUGGACCAGCAUCACUGGCGGUAUCAGAGCGGCAAGUGGGUGCCGUGUGGAAAGGCUGGGGGCAACAUGCCAGGGAACCGCCUGUACGUCCACCCAGAUUCUCCCAACACUGGAGCCCACUGGAUGCGCCAGGAAGUUUCAUUUGGGAAACUAAAGCUCACGAACAACAAAGGGGCCUCCAACAAUGUGACCCAGAUGAUCGUGCUCCAGUCCCUCCAUAAGUACCAGCCCCGGCUGCACAUUGUCGAGGUCAGUGAUGGAGAGCCAGAGGCCUGCAACGCUUCCAACACGCACAUCUUUACUUUCCAAGAAACCCAGUUCAUCGCCGUGACCGCCUACCAGAACGCCGAGAUUACUCAGCUGAAAAUUGAUAAUAACCCUUUUGCCAAAGGAUUCCGGGAGAACUUUGAGUCCAUGUAUGCAUCUGUUGACAACAGUGUCCUCUCCCCGCCUGGACCCAACUGUCAGCUGCUUGGGGGAGACCACUGCUCCCCUCUGCUCCCCAGCCAGUAUCCCGUUUCCAGCUGUUUCUACCCCACCCUUCCCAGCCAGGCCAAGGAUGUGGUUCCCCAGCCGUACUGGCUGGGGGCCCCUCGGGACCACAGCUACGAGGCCGAGUUUCGAGCUGUCAGCAUGAAGCCCUCAUUCCUGCCCUCCGCCCCUGGGUCCACUAUGUCCUACUACCGAAGCCAGGAGGUCCUGGCGCCUGGAGCUGGCUGGCCUGUGACCCCCCAGUACCCUCCCAAGAUGGGCCCGACCAGCUGGUUCCGCUCCACGCGAACUCUGCCCAUGGAACCUGGCCCUGGAGCCUCAGAGGGGCGGGGGCCAGAAGACCAGGGCUCCCCCUCCUUGUGGACUGAGAUCACCCCCAUCCGGCCAGAGUCCAGCGACUCAGGACUGGGUGAAGGAGACUCUAAGAGGAGGCGUGUGUCCCCCUAUCCUUCUAGUGGCGACAGCUCCUCCCCUGCGGGGGCCCCUUCUCCUUUUGAUAAGGAAACCGAAGGCCAGUUUUAUAACUAUUUUCCCAAUUGA
This is a messenger RNA of Mesoplodon densirostris (Blainville's beaked whale), 1605 nucleotides long. RefSeq names its product T-box transcription factor 21 (gene TBX21). The coding region runs from base 1 to 1605 and encodes 534 amino acids. NCBI's taxonomy places the organism in Eukaryota, Metazoa, Chordata, Mammalia, Artiodactyla, Ziphiidae. The record is from RefSeq and is a predicted model, not a curated record. The transcript has 6 exons. Gene Ontology annotation, cellular component: nucleus. Gene Ontology annotation, molecular function: DNA-binding transcription factor activity, RNA polymerase II-specific; RNA polymerase II cis-regulatory region sequence-specific DNA binding. Gene Ontology annotation, biological process: lymphocyte migration; regulation of transcription by RNA polymerase II; cell fate specification.